Impatiens glandulifera is the source of this 1214-nucleotide messenger RNA. Its product is annotated as probable thiol methyltransferase 2. Lineage: Eukaryota; Viridiplantae; Streptophyta; Magnoliopsida; Ericales; Balsaminaceae. The record is from RefSeq and is a predicted model, not a curated record. The coding region runs from base 79 to 1056 and encodes 325 amino acids. The transcript is spliced from 8 exons. Gene Ontology annotation, molecular function: S-adenosylmethionine-dependent methyltransferase activity.
AUUGAUAUGAUGAGAUAAACCCUAACUAAACCAACCCAUUUUCGCGGGGGGCGGCGUUGGUUCUUAAUUGAUUGAUGAAUGAACAUUUAUUUAUGCAACCCUUGGAGGAGUAGGAUAGGGCAAUUGCGUUCGUUGUUGCCGCCCUUCAGUUUGGGUGGUGGUGGUGGUGGUGGUGGUGCAUAUUCACUCGCCUGUUUCGUUCAACUGCUCAAAACCAACUCACAGAUACACUGCCGAUCUUGCUCAAAGGCUUCUCCUCAAAGUUAUAUCCAUCACCAUCAGCCAGAAAAAGAAGAAGAAGAAGAAGAAGCUCACAAACAAAACAAUAAGAUGACGACGAAGAAGAACAAAACAGAACAGCAGCAGACCGGUCGUGAGAGACAAGAUGACGACUUUAAAUCAAAUCCAAAACUCAAUCAACUUCAACACCUCAUACACUCCCACUCCGAUCCUUCUGGUGGUUGGGAGAAAUGCUGGGAGCAACAAGUGACCCCAUGGGAUUUGGGACAGCCAACUCCAGUUAUGCUUCAUCUUCAUCAGAUGGGUAUGCUUCCUAAGGGCAGGCUUUUGGUGCCUGGAUGUGGCAGCGGUCGUGAUGUUACAGCCAUUGCCAGCCCUGACCGCUAUGUUGUGGGGAUAGAUAUUUCAGACAAAGCAAUUAAGAAAGCAAUUGAGCUGUCAACCUCAUCACCAAAUGUUGAUUGCUUUACUUUUUUAAAAGAAGACUUCUUUUCCUGGCAACCAGACGAGUUAUUUGAUCUCAUCUUCGACUAUACCUUCUUUUGUGCUAUUGAGCCCAAUAAGAGACUAGCCUGGGCAAGCCGAAUGAGAGAUCUACUUAAACCAGAGGGGGAGCUCAUAACAUUGAUGUUUCCAAUUAGUGAUCACGUCGGUGGACCACCAUAUAAAGUAUCCGUUGCAGAUUAUGAAGAGGCGCUACUCCCCAUGGGGUUCAAGGCAACUUGUAUCAUGGAAAACGAGCUGGCCAUUGGAUCACGCAAGGGAAGAGAGAAGAUUGGUUGGUGGAAGAAGUCCGGUGGCCUUUCAUUCCUGUGAAGAUACAAAUACAAAUCAUUUGAACAAUGGUCAACAUAAUUAUAAUUGUAGCAAUCUUAUACAAUUACAAUUUUUUUGUACUUUUAGUGAGACCCCUAUAAAAAAUUUAUAAUAUGUAAUGUUGGUUGGUAUUUAUAGAUAUUGCUUCUCAAUGAGAU